AAUUCCAAGAAUAUAAUUUAAUAUAAAUGCGAAGCUAUGAUAAAAUGAAUACAUCGUAUUGGGUUAAAUGCGAUAACAUUUGUUAUUCAGCCGAUAUCACACUGUGAUGAAUUGAGACGAAAUUGCAAUUUGACUAAUGACGGUCGAGUUCGUUAAAUUUCAUUUUUUUUCUUCUUAGUGGUUAAAUUUUUGUCUAAUUUGAAUUCCCGCUCGUAGCGUUAUAGGACAGGCUUUGGGACUACCUUGCGGACUUAUUGCGUUAAUUUUUGUCAAAACCAGUAAAAUUCAACAAUAUGGAAUUUCAAUGCUUUUGUUUUUUAAUGAGUGAAGCCAUUGAAAUUCUAUGGAUGAACUUUGUUGGUUUGGGUACAAAAAUUAACGGUUGCUACCUGCGUAAUAUGUUGCGACGCGUCCUAUUUGUAGAGACUUGUAUGUACGUCCGACAAGCCUUGAAAGAGCCUUUUGGAAGAACGGUGAAAGGCGAUUGCAUUGAGUGCGUUCAGACGAGUCAACGGUUGCGCAACGUUCAAACUCGUCUGAACGUUGAGUGAUAAUCACUUAUGAUUGGAUCAUACUUUUGGAACCGUUGCAGGUUUUGAAGAAUAGUCUUAUUAUAAGUGAUGAUCUCUCACGUUGAGUUGAGUUUUCUGCACGCGUAACCAUUCGUUAUCUUGUAAUAGUAUAUUUGCUACGUGGCAGGUUGUAAUCGCUGUGUUUAUCUUGCACAGUUUGUUAUUCUAGAUGAAGCUGUACUCUGUUUCGGACGGUCCGCCGUCUCUCGCGUGUCGGCAGCUGUUGAAAACUUUGGACAUUGAGUACGAGUUGAUCGAUGUGGAUUAUGGAAAAGGUGAACAUAUGACUGAAGACUACGAAAAGCUAAAUCCGCAAAAAGAGAUACCUACACUUGUCGAUAACGAUCUUAUAAUGGGUGAAAGCAAUGCUAUUUUGCAGUAUCUAGCUGAUCAAUAUGAUACAAGUGGUAGGUUGUAUCCGAAAGAACCGAAACUGCGAGCAAUUGUCAAUCAUCGUCUGUGUUUCAACUUGGCGUUUUAUUAUCGUAACAUUUCCGAAUAUGUUAUGGCACCAAUAUUCUUCGACUAUAAACGCACGCCAUUGGGUUUGAAGAAAACAAACAUCGCGUUAGAUGUCUUCAAUAAAUACUUGCAACGCGAAAAUUUUGAGUACGCAGCAGGCAAUAACUUAACAAUCGCCGACUUUCCAUUGAUAACCGCGACAAUGUGCUUGGAAGCCAUUGACUUUAAAUUGGAUCCGUGGCCUUUUGUUGCAAAAUGGUACGCCAAUUUCAAGCGAAAGCAUCCCGAUCUUUGGGAAAUUGCAGCAAGUGGAAUGCGAGAGAUUAGUUAUUUCGAGAAACAUCCUCCUGAUUUAUCCGGUCUAAAUCAUCCGAUACAUCCUGUGCGCAAAACGGCGUGAAGGGAGAUUUUCGUAGUUAUAUUUCUACAUAUUAUAUUUUAAUCUCUCAACGUUCUGAGACAAAAAGUGACGACGACGUGAGUACUAUUCUUACUAAACUAAAUUUAUUAUUGACACAUCACUUUUUUUUUUUUUUUUUUUUACGAUAGAACUUACGUUAACGUUACGUGUUGAUAUCAGCACACGUUAAACUGUAGAAUACAGUAUUAUUGGAUCCCCUAAUAAAAAUCUGUUUUUAUUUCAAAAAAUCAUUAUAUUAUAUUUCAUGAUAGACAAAUGUUAGAGUUAUUGUUAUCGCGGUUGUAACUAUCGCGUGUGUAUAAUUGACAAUAUAUAUAAAUGAAACAUACUUUUUUUCGUGAACAUUCCGACAUGCUUCGAAUUGAAAUAUUACAAUCGUGAAGCGAUAUUUGUAAUAAUUAUGUACAACGAUCAUAUCGGAUUUUCACACAAAUAGAGAUAAUUAUUUAUAUGAUAUAUAGAGUGAAAUAAAUUUUAUAAAAAUCUUUUAUAUGAAACGCGUUUAUAAAAAUAUAUAAUACUCGUUACUAGUAUAUUUGAGACAAAUUGCUUAGAAAGUAUAUAUUGUAUACGUAUAUAUACGCAAGUACAUGUUGUUAUUAAAGUAAAUAUAUAUAUAGUUUUAUUCGAGUUCUCAAUGACAAGUUUUGUUGCAAACAAAAAUUUCAAUUCGUUACGCGAUAUUUGUCUCGAUACUUGUCUAAUUUUUUUCUUUGUGUCAACUUUUGUUCAAAACUUCUGAGACAACACAGGAGUGAUAUAAAUAUCUUAUAAAGUGAGCUGCUGUCGAUUUUUUUAGGUUGUUGAAUGUUUUUUUUUUAUUUUUUCUAUUGUUAUAAACUUUAAUACCGCGUCUUUCUGUAUGGAACACUAUAGUAUAGAGAAAAUUUUACAUUUAUUAUUCGCGAGUCGGAAUACAGGAAGAUAAAACUACCAAUCCUGUAAUAAUAUACUAUGUUAAUUUUGUAGUAUUAAGAAUUUUCCUACUGAGCCGUUGUACAUGCGACGUAAUAUAGUAAAACGACAUCGUAUAUUAACUGUUAACUGGCGAAACACUUGUUAUACAAUCAACUCGGUAUCUAUACUAAUCGAUAUUUUUAUAAACAAAGAACAACGUCAGAGUUAAUCUGAUCUAUUUCUGAUUGUCUUUUUUGAUGUCAUAUUGAUACACGUAGUAUUUAUUGUAGUAUUGAUGACAAUAUAUCAGAAUUUAAUGUGAGAGAACCAAA
Molecule: messenger RNA, 2684 nt
Organism: Pseudomyrmex gracilis
Lineage: Eukaryota; Metazoa; Arthropoda; Insecta; Hymenoptera; Formicidae
Gene: gfzf
Product: glutathione S-transferase 1
Exons: 6
Coding region: 742-1434 (230 amino acids)
Biological process (GO): glutathione metabolic process
Molecular function (GO): glutathione transferase activity
Source: RefSeq, a predicted model, not a curated record